AUGAUACUCAAAACCAUCACCAUUGCCGACGAUGGUGGUGUCUAUGAUAUCAGCAAUGACAAAGAAUUCGAUCGUUUGUUGGCCUCGUUCAAGAAUAAGACAGUACCCUAUUUGGUGAACGCUGAAACGAAACGGAGGGUUCUUGGAUAUGCCUCGCUAUCUGAUGGAGGAACCUACACUGCAAAGGUCUCUCGCCAAAAUCUUGAUACAACAACGAUGGAUGCGCUCACGAACGAGGAUGUAGAACCAAAACCACCCAAUGCCCCUCCAUCUGGUGCACUACUACCAGCCAAUCCUGAAACGAUGAAUCAGGCAGAAGGCCAGGCGGAUCCCACAAAUGCCAGGAACGGUAGUAACAAUGACGAUGAUGAUGAUGAUGAUAAUGCUGAUGCGAAAGCCAAUGCGAAAAGACCAAAAGAGGAAAGGACCGACGGCGGCAACCAAACAAAGAGAAAGAAGAAACAAAAGACAACGAACAAAGGUGAAAUCAUUAACAUCAGCAGUGACAGUGAUGCUGCAAAAGAGAUUAAAUACAAUGGCACAACGAAACACCAGCUUGAUGAGUGCGAAAAGGAGAAACAAUUGAGUCAAGCCAGAAAAUUCAUGGAUGAUGGGAAUGAUUUGAAAAAGAAAAGGAGAUAUGUGGAAGCAAUUCACCUUUUCCAAGAGGCUCUUGAGAUUAGAUUGGAUGAGUUGGGAUUUCGUCAUGUUGACACUGCUCGCUCAUACAACAGUAUCGGGGAUGCCUUGCGCGAACAAUUGAAAUAUGAUGAAGCAUUGAGGCACUACCGAAAGGCAUUAGAUAUUCGAUUGAAGGUGUUGGGAAAUCGUCAUGCCGACACUGCCGAAUCGUACUACAAAAUCGGAGUCUUGUUCGAGGGAAAAUCUGGCGGCGACGAAAUGUUGGAGAGCCACCAAAAGGCUCUUGAUAUUCGAUUGAACGUCUUGGGAAAUCGUCAUGUUGACACUGCCCAAUCAUAUUCCAAAGUCGGGAGUGUUUUCUACCAUGGAGGUUUAUAUGAUGAAGCGUUGAAGAACCACCAAAAAGCGCUUGACAUUCGAUUAGAAGUCUUGGGAAAUAGUCAUGGAGAUGUUGCCGAGGCAUACCGCGAUGUCGGAUGUGCCUAUGACGGGCAAGGGAAAUAUAAGGAAGCAACGAAUUCAUAUCGCCAAGCUAUCGAAAUUGAUUUGAACAUUCCGGAACGUCGUCAAACACUGGACUGCAUUGAUACCUACUACUACCUGGGUAAAGUCUUGGCCAAGCAAAACAAAGAUGCCGAAAGCCGUGCCGUGUACCAACAGGCUCUUGAUAUAGUUUUGGAGGAACACGGGGAAGACGAGGGUUAUGCUGUAUACUUGCGAAAACUUGCCAAAGGUUUGUAUGUCACCCGAAGACCAACAUUGACCUGA
Molecule: messenger RNA, 1410 nt
Organism: Cylindrotheca closterium
Lineage: Eukaryota; Bacillariophyta; Bacillariophyceae; Bacillariales; Bacillariaceae
Source: the annotation of a GenBank genome assembly